CACACACACACACACACAGACACACACACACACACACACACACACACACACACACACACACACACACACACACACACACACACACACACACACACACACACACAGACACCCGCGCGCGCGCGCGCUCACACGCGCUCACAAGCUCUAGGGCUCACACACACUUUAGACAUACAGACGCUCUGUGCUCGGUGUCAGCGGCGCAUGUAGGACCACGGAGCACCAGCUGGGACUGUAACCCCGAACCGGACCCACCAUGGACCUUUUCGAAUUCGACUUUUUCAGAGAUUGGGAGCUGGAGCAACCAUGCCACGUGGAGUCGGAGCGCAGUGCCCUGAAGAGGCGGGAGUGGGAGAGGAGGACCCAGGAGGUGCAGCAGGAUGAAGACCUCUUCUCCACCGGAUUCAACCUGUUUGGGGAACCCUACAAGACCAACAAGGGUGACGCGCUGGCCAACCGCGUCCAGAGCACGCUGGGCUCGUACGAGGAGAUGAAGGACCUGCUGACCAGCCACUCCAACCAGAGCCACCUGGUGGGCAUCCCCAAGGGCGGGGCGGCGGCCAACGGCCUGCAGGCGGCCCCCGGCUCCGUCGCCGCGGCGUCCGACCGCCCGGGCCCGCUCGCCCUGUCCCAGCAGGGCCUGCUCUUCACCGAGGGACUGAGAGGAGGUGCAAUGGACGGAGGAGAAGGAGGAGGAGGAGGAGGAGGAGGAGGAGGAGGAGGAGGAGGACAGGAGAAGGAGAACCCAAACUGUUUGCUGUCGUCUUCCACCAGCGCCGCACCGGCGUCCAUACAGACACUCCUCUCUUCAUCCUCCUCCUCCUCCUCUUCCUCCUUCCUGUCCUGCGGGGCCCCCUCGUCGUCGCUGGGCCCCGAGGGGCCCCCGGCCCAGCCCGGCUGCAAGAGGAGCACCUCCUCCCGGGGGGGCCCGGCGGACUGGGCCAGGGGGCCCCACGGGACGGGGGCCCCGGGGAGCGGCCUGGUCCUGGGGCUCCCCGCCCGCAGUGGCGGCGGGGGGGGGGCGGGGUCAGGGGUCGCGGGGGGGAGGAGUAAGCCCACGACCACGGCGGCCAUGACCACGACGACCCUCCUGGACGGGGCCCAGCUGCAGCGGCACGAGGAGCUGUUCAGCUCGCUGAAGGACGAGCUGGGCCUGAAGGGGGACUCUAGCCCCUCGGGGUCGUCCACCUCCUCCUCCUCUUCCUCCUCCUCUUCCUACUCGUCCUCCUCGGGGAGGAGGCAUGCGUCUCAUCCGUCCAAACCCCCCUCCUUCCCAGACAGAGUCUCCGCCCUGGACGGCCACUUCAAGCCUGCCAGCGUCGCAGAGAGCAGCGCCCACGCCAAACCCUCGCCCUCCGAGAUCGAGAUGGGCGCCGCCUUCUCCACCUCCUCCCCAUUGGCCUCUACCUCCGUUCUGACCACGCCCACCCCCGGCUUGACCACUCCCACGUCCUGCUUGACCACGCCCACGUUCCCGCCAGGGCCCUGUCUGUCGGGGAAGCCCACGGCGGUCCAGCAGAAGCCCACGGCGUACGUCCGGCCGAUGGACGGCCAGGACACGGCGCCCAGUGACUCCCCCCAGCUCAAGCCCCCCCUGGUGGUCCCCGAGGGGUACGGCAACAGCCAGCCGCUGGGCGGGAACGCGGUCAACACCAAGAACAAGCUGCCCAAGCUGAGCCUGGGCCACACCGGAGAGGUAGGAAUGCCCAACGACUCCAGCUGCGUGGAGGAGAUCCUGCGGGAGAUGACCCACUCCUGGCCUCCGCCCCUCACUGCCAUACACACUCCAGGCAAAGCUGAGCAGACCAAGUUCCCCAUCCCAAACAAGGAGUCCCAACAUGUGAUCUCAGGCUACAGCACCCAGAAAAGAUGCACUGUACCAGCUAAUAAGCCUGCCACCAAGCCACCAGCUGCCCCACAGAAAUCGAUGCUGGAGGAUGAUUUGAAGAUCAGCAGUGAUGAAGAUGAUACUGACCAGAAGGUGACUGAAAAGCCCAAAGCCAGAAGCACUGCGCUCAGCGGGGCGUCAGCAAGUAGCAGCGAAUCAGAGAGCAGCUCCGAGUCGGACACUGACGAAUCAGAGACCAGCUCGAGUGACAGCGAGUAUAACCCCGCCUCCCGCGUCAAUACCCCAGAGCCGGAACCUCCGUCCGCAAACAAGUGGCAGCUGGACAGCUGGCUGAACAAGGUCCAGCCCCAGAGCAAGCCCCUGGGACCCCCGCAGCCGGAGCACCCCCACACAGGCACCGUCACCCUGGGAUCUGUGAGCUUCUCCCCAGGGCGGGAGGCCCUGGGGCUGGGGACGACCGGCAAGACGAAGCCCUGCGCCCCCAACCCCCCCACCCUGGCCCCGGCGCAGCCCGCGGACCAAAAGGACCCCCGGCCCCUCUUCUGCUCUUCAGGCAGAGAGAAGGCCAAGGGCAAGCAGGUCCCGAAGGCCACAGCAGAGGGUCAGAGGUCGUGCAAGAUGCGUCUGUCGCCGGCGGUGCCAUCGGGCCCCGAGGGGCCGGCCUCCAGGAGGACCACCACGGGCAAGAAGCAGCCCCGGAGAACCGAGAGGGCCGGCAGCCUGGAGGAACCGCAGAACCACAGCCAGCCCCCCUGGACCAGAGCCAAGGAGGAACCGCAGAACCUCAGCCAGCCCGCCUGGACCAGAGCUCACCAGCACAGCCCAGCCGCAAGGGAUAAAGAGCUGCCAGCCCCCCCCAGCUCGGAGACCCAGAGCGUGACCCGGCCACGGGGGCCCAAGACCCCCACCGGCAGCAAGUCGGCCCCCAGGAAAGAACCCAGGGGCAGCACCACUGGCCCCGCCACCACGGCCCCGCCACCAGCACCCACACCCCAGCUUACCCCCGCCGCAAUGCCUGCUGGGAGUCUGAGUCAGGACAAGCGCAAGCACCGCGGCCCCAGCAGCAAAAUCACGCCAAAGUCCCGGGAGUUCAUCGACACGGACUCCUCCUCUUCCUCCUCCUCCUCGCCGGAAUGCCACUCCGACCCGGAGGGCGGGGCCAAGCUCCCAGCCGCCCCGCGCGCGGCUCAGAGCAUAGCGACGGUCGCUAACGCCCAGGCACACUCGCUAGCACCCUCGUUCCCCGAACGCCCCCCCGGCGGUAAGGGGGCGUUCGGGGGCAAAGGACUCCGGGUCAAAGACCACGGCGGUUCCGCGGCCGUCGGCGGCGCAGCGAGCAGCAGCAGCGCCGGCAGUAAGAACAGCAUUAGCAUCAGCAUCAGCAGCAGCAGCAGUGGCAGCACCAGCGCCUCUAGUGGCGGCUGUCUGUCCCUGAACCUCCCGGACCUCGGCGGGGCGUUCAGCACCUCGGCCCCCGAGCCCGGGGGGUCCAGGGGGAAGCAGUGCAAGGACCCGGACCCCCUGUCCCCCCCUCCCACCCUGGGCCACGACCCGCCCCUGUCCCCGCUCCGAGAGCCCCCCGAGUGCCAGAGACUCUGGGUGAAGAUUGAACUGAGCCUGCUGGGCAGGGUGCCCGGCCAGGGGCCGGGGUCCGGGGGCCCGCCGGCGGGCGGGGAGAGGUCGAGGGCGGGGGAGAGGCUUGGCGCCGGGGAGAAGGACAGAGAGAGGCUGAAGCAGGAGGAGAGAGACUGGCCCCCCGUGCUGAAGGAGAGGGAGAAGGACAGAGAGAGGCUGAAGCAGGAGGAGAGAGACUGGCCCCCCGCCGUGAAGGAGAGGGAGAAGGACAGAGAGAGGCUGAAGCAGGAGGAGAGAGACUGGCCCCCCGUGGUGAAGGAGAGGGAGAAGGACAGAGAGAGGCUGAAGCAGGAAGAGAGAGAGUGGCCCCCCGUGCUGAAGGAGAGGGAGAAGCCGGGCCGGCCGCUGCAGAGAGAGAGAACGGAGGAGGAGGAGGAGAGAGAGAGGGACACGCAGGAGCCAGAGGGGCAGAGGGAGACAAGGCAAGGCGAGCGAGAGGAAGGGCGGGAACGCCCGGCGCCCGGGGAACGGGACAGGGAGCGGGCCGCGACGCGGGACAAGGAGAAGCCGUGCCAAAUCUCGGGGGGCCGCGACGACAUCCCCACACAGGAACAGGGCCCCGCCCCGCCCUGGCCGCCCAGACGGGCGGAGAAGGCGGAGAACAGCAGCAAACACAAGAGGCAGGCGGCCGGCCAUGCCCCCGCCCCCACGGAGAAACACAGCAGCAAGAGCAAGAGGAAACACAAGUCGGAUCACAGCGAGCCGUCAGUCAACGGAAGCAAGAGGCUCCGAUUGGACAAAGACUGCAAGCUCCUCCCACCCUGCAUCUCCCCCAUACACACACACAAGAACGGCCCCACAGGCUCUCUAAACAGGAAGCAGUCUCGGCGCCGUGACGACAAGCUCCUCCCUCCCCUCCUAACCCCGCUGUCCGAUGACCCGCCUCCUCCUCCACCUCCUCCACCUCCUCCUCCUCCUCCUCCUCCAGUCUCUCGGAAGCGCACCUGUGACGUGGGGCCCUCCCUCGGACAGGAGACCGGCUCCUCUUCCUCCUCCUCCUCCUCCUCCUCCUCCUCCUCCUCACAUAGGCACCGGAGGGCUGAAGCCAAGGCCAAAAACACCAGCGAGGUGGAGGGCUAUGGCCACAAGCCCUGCGGAGACGGUUACCAUGCCAACGGGACCUCGGAAGCGGAGCCAACGUUUUCCGAACCGCCGUUGGAGCCCCCGGAAUCGGGCCGACCCAGGCUGGCGUUUAGUGACAGUGUCCACACCGCAGACUUCUACAUGCAGGAGGCCAAGAGGCUCAAGCACAAAGCUGAUGCUCUGAUGGAGAAGUUCGGGAAGGCGGUGAACUACGCGGACGGCGCCCUCUCCUUCAUCGAGUGCGGGAACGCCAUGGAGCGGGAUCCCCUGGAGGCCAAGUCCCCCUACACCAUGUACUCGGAGACCGUGGAGCUCAUCAGGUACGCUCUGAGGUUAAAGAAUUUCGCCAGCCACACAGCGAGUCUCCCCGAGAAGAAGCUGGCUGUCUUAUGCAACCGAUGUCUGUCUCUGCUGUACCUGAGGAUGUUCCAUCUGAAGAAAGACCAUGCCGUCAAGUACUCCCGCUCACUCAUGGAAUAUUUCAAGAACUCCACAAAGAGCUCCCAGCAGGCCCCCUCGCCCUGGAGGACCAAUGGGAAGGUGAACGGCACCCCGUCCCCCCUCUCCCUCAGCCCCUCCCCCGCGGGCAGCGGGGGCGAUAGGGGCGGGGCCGGCGGUAGCUCCUCCUCCUCGGGCAGUGUGGCCAUCCCCCAGCGCAUCCACCACAUGGCGGCCAGCCACGUCAACAUCACCAACAACAUCCUGCGCAGCUACGAGCACUGGGAGACCGCCGAGAGGCUGGCCGCGCCCGGCAAGGAGUUCUUCCAGGAGCUGGAGGCGAUGAUGGAGCCUCUGACCCAGCAGAGUAGCAUGACGGAGCUGGUGCGCUACGUCAGGCAAGGGCUCCACUGGCUGCGGCUAGAGGCCAACCUACUGUAAAGCAUGGACUCCCACUCUCUCUCUCUCUCUCUCUCUCCCUCUCUCUCUCUCUCUCUCUCUCUCUCUCUCUCCCCCAUCACCACCCCUCGUCCCCCGCAGUAGGGAGUUAUAUUUUUACUGAGCUGUGUUUUUUUUAUUUAUUUUUUUGGCCUGGGAACUAGAACUGGGACAAUGGGUCAGGUGUGGUUUCUAAAUGAACAAUAAUAAUCGUAGUAAUAUUCAUGAUAAUAAUAAGCACUUCCUUCUGCUGGAGGAGAGCAGCUGGAGACUGGCUCCGAGAUCACCCUCAGAACGCAGGAGCUAAUGGCAUCCCCCCCUAGCCCCCCCCACCACCACCACCACCACACACACACACACACACACACGCCCUUAAAAAUACGCUUCAAAUGUAUUUUCAAAAUUGCAAUUUUGCUACAAAGGGACUCAAAAUGGCUGCCGGGGGGGAGCCAUUGUCUGGCGUGCGUUGUCGUGCGAUGGGGAACAAGCCCCUUCAAAUCUGUGCUUUUGAGAGGCUAGAAAAUGCCUUUUGGAUCAUUGACUAACACACGGCGGACAAAAAGCAGCCUCAUCAACGCAGGCCUCCGUGAGCGUUCAUACGAGGGCGCCAGCGCGCGGUUAACAACCACAAUCCUCUGGUUUUCUGCGGUGCCGUUUGCCGCGGCGGGGGUUCAGAAUGUACAAGCUGGAGGAUAUUUCCAAUGCAGUUGGAAUUUUUGUUUCAUGUCUUUCACACCUGACUCGGGAUAAUAAUUUGCUUCAAAUGACCAUUCCUGGAAGAGGAAAUGUCACUGCAGUGUUAUUGUGCCGCGGGGCUGUUUUUGAAUAUCCCUGAAAUGCAACAGCUAUCCGAGCACUAUGUUAUUUACUAUAACUAACGGAAGGGGCGAAUACAAAGGGACUGCAGCAGUCCGCAACAGCAGUAUCAAAAGGAUUUCCCUUGCUUCAAACCCCAAUAGCACAAACAACACUGAAUUAGAACAAACUUUUAGCUCACUAAAUAUUGACCUGUUAUUUGGUAUUAGUCAGUGUGUCUCUGUCAUGGCUGCUGAGGCAUCCGGCUGUGAUACCAGCUCAUCCCUUAAGCGAGCCAGGCAGACCCGUUGUGCAGAGACUGUGAGCAGGCAGGGGCUUAAGUGCCAACGCGCAGGUUGCUUAAUAAAGCGAAGGGGAACAUGUCACAAAUGCUCCUUUUCUUUUUAACCUAAAAUCACAAAUUUGUGCAAUGCAAAGUGUGGAAGUGUGACCAAAAAGCCACACUUCCAGGUGAGAGCAACACUAGAGCUAGAGCGAACGCACAAAGAAUGGUUAUGUGGGAGAGGCUGGAGCCUGGCGGCCCAUUCAACGUUAUUUAAUCAUCGCUGUGGCAACCUGAGCCUCUGUAGUUUCCCCUUGAAGCCAGAAGGGGCAGCGGCGUAUCAGUCCUGUUAGCAGGACGGGUUUCCAGC
Gadus chalcogrammus (walleye pollock) is the source of this 6888-nucleotide messenger RNA. It is a transcript of the gene aff2, whose product is annotated as AF4/FMR2 family, member 2. The transcript has 27 exons. NCBI's taxonomy places the organism in Eukaryota, Metazoa, Chordata, Actinopteri, Gadiformes, Gadidae. Bases 254 to 5443 code for a protein of 1729 amino acids. Gene Ontology annotation, molecular function: G-quadruplex RNA binding. Gene Ontology annotation, biological process: regulation of RNA splicing. Gene Ontology annotation, cellular component: nucleus; nuclear speck. The record is from RefSeq and is a predicted model, not a curated record.